AUGUCUUCAGCUCCUCUACCUACCACGUCCUUUGACCCGGAUUGGGCCAAGGAGAGCAAUACCGCCAUGAUUGUCGGUGUAACUGGCGGCUUCCACGCCCUUGCUCUGCUUUUCGUUGGCCUCCGCAUGUACACCCGUGCCGCCAUCGUCAAGCUUAUGGGGAGAGACGACUACGUCGCCAUUGCAUCCGUGGACAAGAGUUUGGAACCCAAAUGUUAUCCAAUCACUCUCUUCAUCAAAUUUGGCUUGAUCAACACUGUCUUCAACAUCUUCACCGAUGUAUGCUUCGCUACGCUUCCUGUAAGCAUCAUUUGGACGUUGCAGAUGAAACUGAGGACACGGAUUUAUCUUAUCAUUGUUCUCAGUCUCGGUUACUUUGCGGUAGCUAUGGGUGUCAUCAAGUCAGUCUACCAAAUAGCGUACGGGAAAGACAUGGACAAGACUUUUUACCAAAGUAUUCAAUUCUGGGAAUUCUUACAACUCAACCUCGGAAUUAUCGCGGCUUGCGCACCAUCUUUGAAACCUCUUGUCGGCCAUGCCCUCAAGAUUUCGUCGAGCGACCGCUAUCACGGCGAAUUAUACGAGAAUCGAAGACGGACCGGGACGAAUACGUCGAAACGCCGCCAGGGCUACAGAGUUCACGACAGUCAAGUUGAAUACGAGAUGCAUGGUCGUACUUUUGCUGGAUCCUCUGAGGUACAGCGCAGUGCUGUAGAUAACCUGCAUCAAAGCCCAUACGGAAAAGACGGCAGCAGGGGGUCUGGAAGCGAUGAUAUGAUCCUCCAGGAUGAUAAAGGACAAGGGAUCAUGCGGACCACAGAGAUAUCGAUCAAGCGAUGA
Colletotrichum tamarilloi is the source of this 840-nucleotide messenger RNA. RefSeq lists its product as uncharacterized. The transcript has 5 exons. Bases 1 to 840 code for a protein of 279 amino acids. NCBI's taxonomy places the organism in Eukaryota, Fungi, Ascomycota, Sordariomycetes, Glomerellales, Glomerellaceae. The record is from RefSeq and is a predicted model, not a curated record.